AUGGCGUCAACCGCCCACGCAACGGGCGCUGAUGCGCAAGCCGAAGAGCUACGCAGGAGAAAUGUAGCAACAAGACAAGAUGCCUCCGCGCCACCAACGAUACAGGUACCGGACAAGGAAAAGUCAAAGGACAAGCCUUUCAGCAUCAUCUCGCUGCUUGACGAGUACGAGGUUAUCUGGGCUCCUCUUAUAUUUACCUUCUUCGCCUUCUUCACGCGCAUGUACAAGAUUGGCCUAUCGCCGAUUGUGACAUGGGACGAGGCCCAUUUUGGCAAGUUCGGUUCACACUACCUCAAGCGCGAGUUCUAUUUCGAUGUCCACCCCCCGCUCGGCAAAAUGCUCGUUGGUCUAUCCGGAUACCUUGCAGGAUACAAUGGCUCGUUUGAGUUCAAGUCAGGAGAGAAAUACCCCGAGGAACUCGACUACACCUUUAUGCGCCUCUUCAACUCGGCUUUUGGCGCUGUCUGUAUUCCGUUGGCAUACUUUACCGCGAGGGAAUUGAACUUCCGCAGACCGACUGUAUGGUUCAUCACACUGGCCGUUCUUUGCGAGAAUUCGUACACCACGAUCAGUCGCUUCAUCCUUCUCGACUCGAUGCUUCUCUGCUUCACCUUUACAACCGUCUUCUGCUGGUCCAAGUUUCACCGCCUGCGAAACGACCCCUUCUCUCCGGAAUGGGGUCUGUGGUUGAUGUUGACUGGUGUUUCAAUUGGAUGCGUGUGCAGUGUCAAGUGGGUUGGUUUCUUCGUCACCGCCUUGGUAGGACUGUACACAGCCGAAGAUCUCUGGCACAAGUUUGGUGACCUCAAGAUGCCCAAGGUCGAGCUCGCCAUGCACCUUGCUUUCCGAGUUUUCAGUCUUAUACUCAUUCCGCUCGCCGUUUACAUGUUCUCCUUCUACCUCCACUUCAUCAUCCUCGAAAACAGCGGACCCGGUGACGCCCAGAUGAGCUCCCUCUUCCAGGCAAAUCUGAGAGGAACCCAGGUUGGCAAGGACAGCCCAUUGGAGAUUGCGUACGGCUCCCGUGCCACCCUGAAGAACAUGGGAUACGGUGGUGGACUGCUACACUCUCACGUUCAGACGUAUCCCGAAGGUUCCGGACAACAACAAGUUACCUGCUACCACCACAAGGACGCCAACAACGAUUGGUUCUUCUACCCUAACCGCCACGAGGUCCCAUACCAGCCAGACGAAGAGCUCCGAUUUCCCGGCAAUGGCGAUGUUAUCCGUCUUAUCCACGCUCAGACCGGUCGCAACCUCCACUCACAUCAAGUCGCAGCUCCUGUUACUAAGAGCGACUGGGAAGUUUCUUGUUACGGCAACACGACUGUUGGAGAUACCAAGGACCACUGGGUUGUUGAGGUAGUCCGCGACGCUUCUUCCAGGGAUCACUCGAGGCUCCGCACGCUCACUACAGCUUUCCGUCUUAGACACAAGGAUCUCGGGUGUUAUCUUCGCGCGGGCAACGUCAACCUGCCCCAGUGGGGAUUCAAACAAAUUGAGACGACUUGCACGAAACAGAACAGCCCGCGCGAUGUCUACACACACUGGAACAUCGAAAGCCACGUCAACGAAAGACUGCCGCCAGGUAACCCGGGCGACUACAAAUCACCUUUCCUGCAGGACUUUAUCCAUCUCAACGUUGCCAUGAUGACGUCGAACAAUGCGCUGGUUCCUGAUCCUGACAAGCAAGAUGAUCUUGCGUCGAGCUUCUGGCAGUGGCCUAUCCUCCACGUUGGUCUUCGCAUGUGCGGUUGGAAUGAUGACAUUGUCAAGUACUUUUUGCUCGGUAACCCAGCGAUUUACUGGGGCAGUACAGCUUCGCUAGGCAUCUUUGCUCUGAUUGUGUUCUUCUACCUGGUACGAUGGCAACGCGGAUACGACGAUCUUAAGCAGUGGGAGAUUGACCAGAUUCACUACGCGGGCAUCUAUCCGGUUAUCGGAUGGUUCCUGCACUACGUGCCGUUUGUGGCUAUGGGCCGUGUGACGUACGUGCACCACUACUACCCGGCUCUGUGGUUUGCCAUUCUCGUCAUGGGCUUCUGCCUCGACUUUAGCACGAGGAAGCUGCCCAAGCAGGUGCAGUGGGGCAUCUUCACGGCGCUGUAUGUGCUCGUGAUCGGUCUGUACUGGUUCUUCCGCGCCAUCUCGUUUGGUAUGGUGGGACCAAGCAGCCAAUGGAGACACCUCAAGUGGCUCGACAGCUGGAAGGUUACGGACUAG
Messenger RNA from Bipolaris zeicola 26-R-13, 2223 nucleotides. RefSeq names its product glycosyltransferase family 39 protein. Bases 1 to 2223 code for a protein of 740 amino acids. The transcript has 5 exons. Gene Ontology annotation, molecular function: dolichyl-phosphate-mannose-protein mannosyltransferase activity. Gene Ontology annotation, biological process: protein O-linked glycosylation via mannose. Gene Ontology annotation, cellular component: membrane; endoplasmic reticulum. The record is from RefSeq and is a predicted model, not a curated record. NCBI's taxonomy places the organism in Eukaryota, Fungi, Ascomycota, Dothideomycetes, Pleosporales, Pleosporaceae.